This is a messenger RNA of Dicentrarchus labrax (European seabass), 1717 nucleotides long. It is a transcript of the gene tubd1, whose product is annotated as tubulin, delta 1. Gene Ontology annotation, cellular component: cytoplasm; microtubule. The transcript has 8 exons. The record is from RefSeq and is a predicted model, not a curated record. NCBI's taxonomy places the organism in Eukaryota, Metazoa, Chordata, Actinopteri, Moronidae. Gene Ontology annotation, molecular function: structural constituent of cytoskeleton; GTP binding. Bases 203 to 1534 code for a protein of 443 amino acids. Gene Ontology annotation, biological process: microtubule cytoskeleton organization; mitotic cell cycle.
ACCGGAAACGCUUUCCGUACGGCGGCAGACGACAGGACGGACGCCGCUUUCAAACAACAAGACACCUAACAACUCCUCAGAGAUGAAACCUUUCACUCACAGCGCGAAUUCACCGGUGGACUCCAGCCUGCUCGGUCUCAUACUCUAAACCCGCAAACUAUCGAUCCUUCUGGAAAGUCUGGGGCUGUCGCUAGGGUGAACGAUGUCCAUAGUUACCGUGCAGCUCGGUCAGUGCGGUAACCAGGUGGGUCACGAGCUGUUUGACCUCCUGUGCAGCGACGCUCAGCAGGGACAGAGGAAGCUGUACAGCACGGCCAGCUGUGAGCGCUUCUUCCACCAAACCGCACAUGGAGAGCUUGUAGCCAGGGCGGUGCUGGUGGACAUGGAGCCCAAAGUGAUCAACCAGAGUAUCAGCAGGGCGGUGAAGGGCGGCAGGUGGAGGUAUGGAGAGAGUUCACACUUCAGCCAGAAGCAGGGCUCCGGAAACAACUGGGCCAAUGGGUACUGCGUCCACGGCCCCCGCCACAGAGACGUAGUGGAGGAGCUGGUGAGGCGAGAGGUGGAGCGCUGUGACAGACUGGCUGGGCUCAUGGCCAUGAUGAGUGUGGCAGGGGGAACGGGAUCCGGGGUCGGUACCUAUGUCACCCAGUGUCUCCGAGACAUCUACCCCAAGUCCUUCAUCCUCAACCACCUCACCUGGCCGUACGGCACUGGGGAGGUGAUUGUCCAGAAUUACAACUCCGUGCUGACGCUGGCUCAUCUCUACCAGCUGUCGGACGCCAUCCUGGUGCACGAGAACGACACGGUGCACAGGAUCUGCAGUCAGCUGCUCAACAUCAAACACAUCUCCUUCAGCGAUGUCAACAGGGUUAUCGCUCACCAGCUGGGCAGCAUCAUGCAGCCCGCACUCACCGCCGACUCCCAUGGAGUCUACAGCAGAAAUCCCUUGGGUGAGCUGGUGAGUGCCCUCACAUGCCACCCAGAGUACAAGCUGCUCAGUGUGUGUACUAUCCCUCAGAUGUCUAGCUCCUCCAUAGCCUACAGUGCGUUCAGCUGGCCAGGCCUGCUCAAACACCUACGACAAAUGCUCAUUUCUAACACCAAGAUGGAGGAAGGUAUAGACUGGCAGGUGCGUCCACCUGCAGGCUCUGAGCGGACCAGGAGUCUCACAGGACCCAGCUUUAACACCUCUCUGGCCAACCUGCUCAUACUGAGAGGGAAAGACGUGUACAGCGCAGAGACAGGUGGCUUUGAGGACCCGGCCCUGUACACCUCCUGGCUCCCAUCAGAAGAAGCUUUCAACUUGUGGAAAUCCCCAGUGCCUUUUAAUAAGUAUGAGAAAUCUGCCACACUGGUCAGUAACAGUCAGGCUCUGCUCAGACCUCUGGAUAACAUGGUGGGAAAAGCCUGGAAUAUGUUUGCAUCCAGGGCCUACAUCCAUCAGUACAUUAAAUUUGGGAUCUCAGAGGAGGACUUUCUUGACAGCUUUACGUCUCUUGAGCAAGUCAUCUCCAGCUACAGUCAGCUGUGCUAGAAAUGGGAAGAACUAACAAGCACCACCUUGUCUUUGGACUGUAUGUAGACAAGAGAACACAAAAACCUGGAGUGGUGAGGACUGAUGCAACUACUUUGCACUGGAAUUAUGACACACAUUCAAAGCCUUUUUAAUGGAAAUAUGCAAUUUUAUUAAAAUUAAAUUAUAUUAUAUUCUUAUGGA